Messenger RNA from Ficedula albicollis (Collared flycatcher), 2534 nucleotides. It is a transcript of the gene WHRN, whose product is annotated as deafness, autosomal recessive 31. The transcript has 15 exons. The record is from RefSeq and is a predicted model, not a curated record. Gene Ontology annotation, molecular function: protein binding. NCBI's taxonomy places the organism in Eukaryota, Metazoa, Chordata, Aves, Passeriformes, Muscicapidae. Gene Ontology annotation, biological process: auditory receptor cell stereocilium organization; sensory perception of sound. The annotation marks the transcript as partial. Gene Ontology annotation, cellular component: cilium; stereocilia ankle link complex; photoreceptor inner segment.
GGGGCGCCCCCCGCCCCGCCGCCGGUGCUCCCGGGCGAGCUGCGCCAGGUGACGCUGCGCCGGAGCAAAGCCCACGAGGGUCUGGGCUUCAGCAUCCGCGGCGGUGCCGAGCACGGCGUGGGCAUCUACGUGUCGCUGGUGGAGCCGGGCUCCCUGGCCGAGCGGGAGGGGCUGCGCGUCGGCGAUCAGAUCCUGGGGGUCAACGGCAAGUCCCUGGACAGGGUGACCCAUGCCGAGGCGGUCAAGGUGCUGAAGGGCUGCAAGAAGCUGAACCUGGCGGUGCACUCGGUGGGGCGCAUCCCCGGGGGCUACGUCACCAACCACAUCUACACCUGGGUGGACCCGCAGGGCCGCAGCGUGUCCCCCCCCUCGGGGCUGCCCCAGCACCAGAGCAGCUCCCUGCGCCGCGACGGCGACAAGAGGAGCCACCUGCAGCUGCUGCAGGAGGGCGACGAGAAGAAGGUGAAUCUGGUCCUGAAUGAAGGGAAAUCCCUGGGCCUCAUGAUCCGAGGAGGGGCAGAAUAUUCCCUGGGCAUCUACAUCACGGGUGUGGACAAGGGCUCCGAGGCAGAGAGCACUGGCUUGAAGGUGGGAGACCAGAUCCUGGAGGUGAACGGGCGGAGCUUCCUGAGCAUCCCCCACGACGAGGCGGUGAAGCUGCUCAAGUCCUCGCGGCACCUGAUGAUGACGGUGAAGGACAUCGGGCGCCUGCCCCACGCCCGCACCACCGUGGACGAGACCCGCUGGAUCUCCAGCUCCCAGCUCGGGGAGACCCUGCUCAGCUCAGCGGGGGCGGUGGGUGACCAUGCCAUGGACGUGGCAGCCAGGCCCGUGUUCUACCGGGGGCUGGCGGGCUCGCAGGUGACCCUGAGCAGCAUGGUGAACCAGACCCGGGUGAUGCUGGAGGAGCAGGCACGGCACCUGCUCAACGAGCAGGAGCGGGCCACCAUGGGCUACUACCUGGACGAGUACAAGGAGGGCAACAUCUCCGUGGAUGCUCUGGUCAUGGCCCUGUUCGAGCUGCUCAACACACACGCCAAGUUCUCGCUGCUCUCCGAGGUGCGGGGGGUGAUCUCCCCACAAGACCUCGACCGCUUCGACAGCCUGGUGCUCAAGAGGGAGAUCGAGUCCAUGAAGGCGCGGCAGCCGGCGGGGCCCGGCGCCGACUCCUGCUCCAUGAUGUCCUACAGCGACACCGUCUCGUCCUCCAGCAGCCACUUCACUGCCACCACCGUCAGCUCGGCACGGGAGCGGCUGCUGUGGCUCAUAGACCUGAUGGAGAACACGUCAGAGCUGGAGGGAGCUGGGGACUGCCACCAGGGCAGCAUCAACACCCUGCCAGAUGUGUCCCUGGAUGAUCUCUCCUCCUUCCCAGAGGAGCCACCCAACUUCAAGCCUCCUCCUCCCCCGUCAGCCCCCCAGACCCUGGACCCCUCCUGCGCCCAGCACCGGCUCCCAGCGAAGGACAAGCCCAAGCGCCCCUCCUCCGAGUCCUCCCAGUCCGGCCUGUUCUUCGUGGCCCCCCGAAACCCCUCUCCCCCUGCCCAGCCCCCCGAGAAGGACACGGUCAGCGUCGCCUCCACGGCCUCCACGUGCACCGAGGACUCUGCCCCCAGCGCCAUCUACGGGGCCUCCACGCUCUCCCAGCUGUCGGACAGCGGGCAGACGCUCAGCGAGGACAGCGGGGUGGACAUCGGGGAGGUGGAGACGAGCGGCAAGGACAAGAGCCGGCAGCCGGGCGCCGGGAGGAGCCGGAGCCUCAAGGAGGCGGCGAGGAGCGAGGGGGCGGCAGAAGGGGCCGCCAAGCCGCCAGGGCUCCUGGAGCCCACGUCGUGUCUGAUCCGGGUGUCCAAGAGCGCUCCCACCCUGGGCAUCGCCAUCGAGGGCGGCGCCAACACGCGGCAGCCGCUGCCCCGCAUCGCUCUCCUGCAGCGGGGGGGCUCGGCACACAACUGCGGGAAGCUGAAGGUGGGGCACGUCAUUCUGGAGGUGAACGGCACCGGGCUGAGAGGGAAGGAGCACCGGGAGGCCGCACGCAUCAUCGCCGAGGCCUUCAAGCUGAAGGACAAGGACUACAUCGAUUUCCUGGUCACGGAGUUCAACGUGGCCCUUUAGGAGCGGGGCUGGGGAGCCCUGGGGCGGGGAUGGAGGUGUGACAGCAGCGUUCCCCUGGCCGGCCCCGCACGCGCAGACACCCCCGGCUUGUCCCCAAACGUCCCCACGGCCUCGCACGGGGCAGGCUGAGAACGGGUGCAUCCCUCCCGGUCUCCGUCCCUGCCCUCUCCCCCCGGCCAGCCUGGGAGCGGGGCAGGAGCGCGGCGCAGUCUGGGUGUCCCCGCUGUCAUUUGAGUGCCACACGCGCAGCAGGCGGGCCCCUGGAGGGAGUUCUGGGGUUUGCUGCUCCCCUGGGUGCUCCCCAAGGUGCCCAGGGGGGUGGGGAUGCAGAGAGAGCAACCGGAGGCCUUGUAAAUCGCUGGCAAUGUCGUCGUAUUUAUAUAUACAGAGCUUGUGCUUUUAAUUUUUCAAUAAAUCUA